AUGGAGGACUUCUAUCGCAAACAGCGCCAACGCGCGAGACUCCGUAGCCCCUGGCACUGCUCCCUUGUGACAAUGCUGUGCACUGCUCUGUCGCUGCUGCUAUUGGCGACGAUAGCGCAAUCGUUCCUCGGACGCCAACUGGACACCAAAGGAUGCAAGAUGUCGUACAUGCUGUCGGCCUUUGCCAAAUACACAGACUUCGAUACCGAGCAUACGAGGUUCGCGACAAAGUACUCGCUCUACCUGUAUCGGGAGGCUGGUAUUGAUCAGGACACGCGCGUCAAGGGUAUCCCGGUGCUGUUCAUCCCAGGCAACGCAGGCAGCUACAAACAGGUGCGUUCUCUAGCAGCAGAGGCAGCCAACUACUACCACGAUGUGCUGCAACACGACCAGCAGGCUCAGCAAGACGGCAAGCGCCCCUUUGACUUCUUCUCGGUCGACUUCAACGAAGACAUCACCGCUUUCCAUGGCCAGACACUACUCGACCAGGCCGAAUAUUUGAACGAAGCCGUCGCAUACAUCCUCUCGCUCUACCACAAUCCACACCGAAGCCUUCGCGACGAAUCGCUACCAGAUCCCACCUCCGUCAUGCUCGUCGGUCACUCCAUGGGCGGCAUUGUUGCCCGUACAAUGUUCACAAUACACAACUAUCAACCUAAUACCAUCAACACUAUAAUUACCCUAUCGGCUCCUCAUGCUCGUGCUCCAGUAUCCUUUGAUCAAGACAUUGUCGACACCUAUCAGAACAUCAACGAGUACUGGCGCAACUCCUACUCACUAGACCAGAGUCCACUGGAUCAUGUCACUCUGGUCUCGAUCGUUGGUGGUGGUCUGGAUACUGUCGUGCCUUCGGACUAUGCCAGUCUGACCUCUCUAAUGCCAGAAUCACAUGGCUUUACAGUCUUCACCUCGACCAUGCCCCAUGUCUGGACUGGAAUGGAUCAUCUGGCUAUCAUAUGGUGCGAUCAACUUCGCAAAGCAGUUAUCAAGGCUCUGUUCGAUGUUGCUGAUGUCAAGCAACCCACACAAACAAUUCCGCACGAGGAGCGCAUGCGCCACUUCCGAAGACGUUUCCUGACAGGCUUAGAACCCACUGUGCAGAAGGAGCUACCACACCAGGAAGCCAAGAUGCUUCUUUCUUUGGACGAUCAGUCUUCGGCCAUUCUCACCGAGGGCGAACGCCUAAGCCUAAGACAGCUGGGUUCUUCCGCCAAAACCGAAGCUCAUGUUCUGCCUGUUCCAUCUUUGUUGGAGAACGACUCUAGAAAGCUGUCUGUCUUGACCAACCAGCGACUCGACGAGCAUGGACCUGUCCAGGUCUUCCUUUGUUCGUCCCACAUUCCCCAAGCUGGUGCUGGCGGCAAUGCCUAUGCCAUCAAUCUUGACCUUUCUGGUGGCUCUUCGGGCUUCAUGCGCUUGUCUUGUAAGGAUACCGCAGCUGACGCCAUUGCGUUGCCUGCCUCGACUUCGGAGUCCAACUUCGCUUUCGACGAUGCCUUGCCAUUCACGUACAUCGAGUAUGCGCUCAAGGACUUGGCCGAGUAUCAGUUUGUGGCUAUCAUCGACCAAGCCAGUGAACUCACAGACGGCUGGGUAAUCGCCGAGUUCAACGACUCUGUCAAGUCAAGAGUCACUGUGAGGAGAUCGUUACGCAGCUUGAUGCUGAGUGGCAUGCACCGCGUCCUGCCAGCUGCUCGUGCUAUGGUCAACGAGAUCUGCAUCCCUCGUGUACACUCAAGCUUACUGGCUUACACUUUGCGCGUUCAUCAGAAAUGCAAGUCCGAACCUUUAUUCCAGCCUCUGUUGAGACAGUACAUCUCCGAGCCGUAUGAAUCGAAGUUCUUCCCCAACGUACGUGGGGAUGUAAACAUUAACCUGCAUGGUGUUUCGCCCUAUGUGCCUCCACCAGCAAACUCAGCCCAUACCAAGGACGGACUUUCGUUGCAAAUCUGGUCGGACCCGACAUGUAAUGCAGAAAUAGAAGUGACUCUGGACAUCGACAUUCUGGGCAGUUUCGGCAAACUCUAUAUGCGUUAUAGGACUGUCUUUGCCGCGUUCCCUCUGGUCGUUGUUGCUUUAGUGUUGAGGAAACAAUUCAAGAUCUACGACGCCACUGGCAUUUUCAUGAGCUUUACCGAAAGCAUGGACCAGUGCAUCAGAACCUCUCUUCCUGUUCUCUUCAUAGCAUUGUCCUUCUUGUCACUCGCCCUUGCCAACCACGCCACCGCUUCGAUUGGUGAAGAAAUCCUUGGACCGCAGCACGAAGCGACAGAAUCAUUCUUACAGUUUACCAAGAACGACCUUUUACUUGGCUCCAAUGACCCAUUUUUCUUCUGGUUGGUACCGCUUUUUGGUGUAAUCAGUGUGGGAGUUUGCAUUGUGCUUAAUUACAUCACAUUGGCGUUGACACAAGUCUUCGCUUUCUGCUAUUCAAAGUUAAGGAACGUGCGAUUGAGGAACGACGACGGAAGACGAAGGACAACAGCAUUCGCAGUCACCAGCCCUCUACAGCGUGUCAUUACAACCAGCAUCUUGCUCAUCAUGGUCGCGACCAUCAUACCCUAUCAAUUCGCCUACCUAGUACUUUGCCUAGUCCAACUCGCAACCUCAGUCCGGGCAUUGCGAUUGGCGCAAGAAACAAAAUCCGGCAACAACUACAAUUUUUACAACUACGUACACAGUCUUCUCAUCCUCAUGCUCUGGAUCCUCCCCAUCAACCUCCCCGUCCUCGUCGUUUGGGUCCACAACCUCGCCGUCCACUGGCUCACACCCUUUUCCUCCCACCACAACAUCCUCUCCAUCAUGCCCUACAUUCUCAUUGUCGAAACAAUGUCUACCGGCCACAUCAUCCCUCGCUUAAUCUCUCCAUGGCGUCUGGUCAACAACAUCAUGUUGUUCGCCCUCGCACUAUACGCAGCAGUCUAUGGCGUCAGCUAUGCAUAUGUAUUGCAUCAUUUAGUCAAUGGGAUGGCUGCAUGGUUUGUAAUAGUGCAUUUCGCACCUGUAUUGAUGAGGAGAGGGGGGUUGGGGGAUGAGCAGAGGGGCGCGGGAAGUCCUGCUCCUCCUACUCCACCGGGAGAUGGACAUAUGAAGAAGAUACCUUAG
This is a messenger RNA of Aureobasidium subglaciale EXF-2481, 3105 nucleotides long. RefSeq lists its product as uncharacterized. Gene Ontology annotation, cellular component: endoplasmic reticulum. Gene Ontology annotation, biological process: endoplasmic reticulum to Golgi vesicle-mediated transport; GPI anchor metabolic process. The record is from RefSeq and is a predicted model, not a curated record. The coding region runs from base 1 to 3105 and encodes 1034 amino acids. Lineage: Eukaryota; Fungi; Ascomycota; Dothideomycetes; Dothideales; Saccotheciaceae. The transcript is spliced from 5 exons. Gene Ontology annotation, molecular function: phosphatidylinositol deacylase activity.